AUGGAUGCUUUCAUGGAAGAGUUCAAACAUUUCAUGAUACAAGUUAAAGGGGAUUCAUCUUUGCGAGACAAUAUAGUUCCAUUAAAUGAUGAGCAUAUUCAGUUCGAGCAUGACGAUGGAAUGACAGUUAGGGAACACAAAGAUCAGAAUCAAGUUGGAGUUAUAUUUUAUGCAAAAUUGGCAUUAAGAAACUAUACAAAAUGGGAUAAGGAUGAAAAUGAUAAGGGGUGGGGAUGCUCAAAGUGUAAUCGAUCAAUUAAUAUGCGAGGGGGAGAAGGAUCCUCAAUUUUUUACCGGGUAAGGUUAAAUGACCAAGGACAACUUUCGGCACUUUUUUGGUGUGAUGAAAUGAUGAGAGAGAAUUAUAAAAUUUAUGGUGAUGUCGUUAUAUUUGACACAACGUACCGGACUAAUCGAUACAAUUUGAUAUGUAGUCCUAUCUUCAAGAUAAAUAAUCAUUGGAACAGUGUCAUGUUCAGUUGUGCUUUUAAAGCGAAUGAGAAGGUUGAAUCAUUCGAGUGGGUCUUGUCCAAUUUCAAAAAAGUAAUCAACGACAAAUCACCAAGAUCAAUAUUCACAGAUCAAGAUGCUGCAAUGUUGAAGGUAUUUUCAAGUUUAAAGCAUAGACUAUGUUUGUUGCACCUGCUUAAAAAUGUUGUGGCACGAUUCGGAACUUUAAAGUCAGAUGCCGACUUCAAACAUGCUUUCCACAAGUUCUUAAUGGGUUGCAAUAGUGAGAUUGAGUUCGAACAGUGCUGGAAAAACAUGCUUGGCAUCUUCUCUUCCCAACGUAAUGAAUCAACAAACAACGCAUUAGGAUUUAAUGCAACAAAAACAACAAGUCUAAUGCAGUUUUACAAAAUAUUUAAGGAAACGGUGGAAAGAUGGAGGAAACAGGAGAUAGAAGCUGAGUUUUACUGUUCUCGCACAAGACCAAGCUCUAAUUUACGACUAACUGGUUUGUUAAAGCAUGCAUCCAAAAUCUACACUGCAACCUUGUUUAGAGAUUUCGAAGAGGAGUUUAAAACAGAAAUAGCAUGUUCUAUAUUUGAGGUGAAUCAAAUUAACGGGAUACGAAACUAUAGCGAGGAAGAUGCACGAAAGAUUGUUAAGGAUCUCUAUGUAAAGGCGAGUGAAUCUAUCAAAAACUAUACAAUGCAAGAAAACCCAACGCAACAAUGUCAGUCACAGACAAAUGUUGAUAAGGAGCACUAUGUUUAUCUUGAACCCUGA
Messenger RNA from Amaranthus tricolor (Joseph's coat), 1233 nucleotides. Its product is annotated as protein FAR1-RELATED SEQUENCE 5-like. Bases 1 to 1233 code for a protein of 410 amino acids. Gene Ontology annotation, biological process: regulation of DNA-templated transcription. The transcript has 7 exons. NCBI's taxonomy places the organism in Eukaryota, Viridiplantae, Streptophyta, Magnoliopsida, Caryophyllales, Amaranthaceae. The record is from RefSeq and is a predicted model, not a curated record.